AUGUGGGGCGGACGCGGCUCGCCCGCCGCCGCGCCCCGGGGCGCCGCCUCGCUGCUGCAGCUGCUGCUGGCCGCGCUGCUGGCGGCGGGGGCGCGGGCGAGCGGCGAGUACUGCCACGGCUGGCUGGACGCGCAGGGCGUCUGGCGCCUCGGCUUCCAGUGCCCCGAGCGCUUCGACGGCGGCGACGCCACCAUCUGCUGCGGCAGCUGCGCGCUGCGCUACUGCUGCUCCAGCGCCGAGGCGCGCCUGGACCAGGGCGGCUGCGACAACGACCGGCAGCAGGGCGCGGGCGAGCCGGGCCGGGCGGACAAGGACGGCCCGGACGGCGCGGCAGUCCCCAUCUACGUGCCAUUCCUCAUUGUUGGGUCCGUCUUUGUCGCCUUCAUCAUCUUGGGGUCCCUGGUGGCCGCUUGUUGCUGCAGAUGUCUCCGGCCUAAGCAGGAGCCCCAGCAGAGCCGCGCCCCCGGAGGGAACCGCCUGAUGGAGACCAUCCCCAUGAUCCCCAGUGCCAGCACUUCAAGGGGCUCGUCCUCCCGCCAGUCCAGCACAGCUGCCAGCUCCAGUUCUAGUGCCAACUCGGGGGCCAGGGCACCCCCAACAAGGUCACAGACCAACUGCUGCUUGCCCGAGGGGACCAUGAACAACGUGUAUGUCAACAUGCCCACAAAUUUCUCUGUGCUGAACUGUCAGCAGGCCACCCAGAUUGUGCCCCAUCAAGGGCAGUACCUACAUCCCCCAUAUGUGGGGUACACGGUACAGCAUGACUCGGUGCCUAUGACUCCUGUGCCCCCUUUCCUGGACAGCCUGCAGACGGGCUACAGGCAGAUCCAGGCGCCCUUCCCUCACACUAACAGCGAACAGAAGAUGUACCCGGCUGUGACUGUGUAACCCGGGGCGCGACCAGGCUCCUAAUGAGACAGGAGCAUGGAGAAGCUAUGCACUUGGACCAAAGGAUCUAAGUGGAGGUCUGCCCAUGUUGCUGGUGCGGACAGCCCCCUUCUCCUCGAUGGCUUCGUUUGCCCCCAAGUGUAUGAAACAUUUCUUUCCAAGUUAGCCUUUCUGGAUGUUUCCUCCCAGCGCAUGAUUGAUUUCCAAUGGAAAAAAGCAUCAUCUGGAGAUGCCCAUGUUGUUGCCAGUGGUUGUGUGACAGAUGCUUGGGCCUUAUAUGCUCCUGAGGUCUGGCUGUCAGAAGAAUUUUGUGAUGGGAUAGACUAAGGGUUCUCACUGUAUCCUUAUUAUUGUCUCUUUUUGUUUUUUCCUGUACAAGAUCAGAAUACUUGUUCCCUCCCUUUUACCUGGGUAAGAUUUUUAUAAGCAUCCAAGUUUCAGGGGAAGAUGUAAAGAACAAAACUAUUAUAAAGGGAAAUCCAGUAGGAACUCCCUGAGAUUAGUCCUCGAUCUCAGUGUUUCACAGGCACAUCUUCAUUUCAUUGUAAAAAGAUAUAUAUAUUUUGUCUAUUUUUGUGCUUUUGGGGGGGGGUCUAUUUUGUGCUUUUUUACCUUGUGUAGAGAUCUUAUUACAAAGUGAUUUUCUACAUUAAAAAGAGACUGAAAGAAAUUGUAUAGUUACUUAACUAAGGACAUUUCAGAACUCUGGGAUUAUUUCAGUCUUGGAAGUAGCCAGUGGCGUAGUAAUACAACCAUUCAUCUCACUCUUGAUCAUAUCAUCUAAUUUUCUGGCAUUAGAGUGACAUCUGAUAAGUAAUUAGAUGUUUUUUUUUUGUUUUUUUUUUUUUUAUUGAAAUCCUAAACAGUCACCUGCUACUUCUCCAAGUUACUUUGAAUUUUACCGUGUGGUAUGGCUUGUCAUUCAUUCUAUUUGGCUUCAGGAUCCCCAUGUCUGUAUGGUACUGUGUGCAGGUAAUUCCUGUUAUAAAUGAAGAUCAGCAUUUCUGCCUAGAUCUGAUAAAAAACAUUCUCGUUUUCCUAUAAAAAUUCAAAGAAAUGGUUUACAAAGAUACUUCAUAUAGCUUCUCAGCCAUAACCUGAGACUUGGGAUGAAAUUUAAACCACAAAUAGAAUUUACUUUGCAAAUCAUAAGGCUUUUUAUAGUCUUAUUAUCAAAAUGGCUUAUUUUUCAGGCAGUGAGGACUGUUAAGUCAAGAGAACAGCUUUUCAAAGAGAUACUGCCUUUCUUCCCUCUCGAGGUUAGUUUUUGUUUUCCUCUCCUAGUUCUCAACAAGCACUAUAUUCAUUACUAGUGUUCUGAAUUAUGAAAUUUAAGUGAGUCUCUGUAUUGUUUACUUGAAAGAAGUAAAUCUAAGUAUGUGCAAGCAAAUUUCCAACUGCUGGCAAAACCGAGAUUUGCAAUUAAACAAAAACGUUGUAAGGUAUGGUCUUACACACAUUUAUAUCUAUCGUUUAUUUAUCUACCCGUCCAUCCGUUCAUUAUCUACCCUAUUCUCUCCUCUCUAUCAUCCCCCUCUCUCAUGACUGAAUGAUGUAAAACCAUUGUUGGCAAGUGGUAUCAAUGAAGAUGCUCAAAAUUUUUUAAGCAACAAAGGCAGGGGAAAUCAUUUUACUUACUAAUAAAUAUUUUAUGGUAUGAAUUC
Molecule: messenger RNA, 2552 nt
Organism: Canis lupus familiaris (dog)
Lineage: Eukaryota; Metazoa; Chordata; Mammalia; Carnivora; Canidae
Gene: SHISA2
Product: shisa family member 2
Exons: 2
Coding region: 1-888 (295 amino acids)
Biological process (GO): negative regulation of fibroblast growth factor receptor signaling pathway; negative regulation of Wnt signaling pathway
Cellular component (GO): endoplasmic reticulum
Source: RefSeq, a predicted model, not a curated record